AUGAACAUCGAUAAAACACUUCGACAGUUCUGGGAAGUCGAAGAGAUAAACAAACCUAAGCCGCUAACACUGGAUGAACAAAAUGCGGUGAAUAUGUAUCAAGCUACUUACAAACGUGAAGAAUCUGGUCGAUUCGUGGUGAGCCUUCCUUUCAAAGAAACAGAAGCACCGUUGGGGGAGUCACAGCCAGCAGCCAUCCAUCGACUAAAGGCAAUGCAGCAAAAAUUUGCAAGCGAUCCUGUGUUCAAGAAGAUGUACGUUGAAUUCAUGGCCGACUACUUGGAGGUUGGCCACAUGGAACAGAUUCCGGAUAAAGAGAUCGACAUACCUUCGGAUCGAAGAUUUUACUUUCCACACCAUGCAGUUCUACGCAACAAUAGCUUGACCACGAAGCUGCGAGUCGUUUUUGAUGGCUCCUGCAAAACGACAACAGGGGUGUCUUUAAACGACCGAUUGCUGGUUGGACCGAAAGUUACCGAAGAUGUGCCGAUAGUUGUAACCCGCUUCAGAACAUACCCUGUCGCAUUUAAGGCGGAUGCGGAAAAAAUGUACCGGCAGGUCAAGGUGCGCAAGGAAGAAAUCGAUUACCAACGUAUUGUGUGGAGUUCGGAAUCCGAACAACCUCUCGAACAUUAUAGAUUAUUAACGGUUACAUAUGGCAGUUCAUGUGCCCCGUACUUGGCUGUAGAAUCUCUCCGGCAAGCAGCUCGAGAUAGUUAUGGGCAGUAUCCUGAAGCAGCAGAACGUGUGUUGAAGAACUUUUAUGUGGAUGACCUACUAUCAGGUGCUGAUACACUUGAAGAAGCAGUGAAGAUAAGGAACGAAAUUAUCCAGAUAACAUCGACGGCUGGAUUCAAUUUACGAAAAUGGUCAUCGAAUGAUCCCCGCCUGUUCGAUAAUAACAACGAAGCAAAUGAAGCCGUCCCACUUCAUCUAGCACCGGAAACUGAUCCAGUCAAGGCUUUGGGUAUACAGUGGUAUCCUGACACAGACACCUUUGGGUUCGAGUUGGAGAUGGACUUCGAUAAGCUGAAUACGAAACGUCAAAUGUUAUCGGACACCGCUCGGUUGUUUGAUCCCCUAGGCUGGAUCGCUACAAUCAUUGUCCGCAUUAAAAUUCUCUACCAAUCGUUGUGGUUGCAAGAUUUCCUGUGGGACGAUCCCCUACCGGCAUCGAUCAACGAAGAAUGGAACAAAAUCAAGACCAGCUUGCAUGAAAUCGAGAAUAUUCGUAUCCCAAGAUGGACUGCCAACCAUGGAGGAAAAAUGCCGCUGUUGGGGUUUGCUGACGCAUCGGAGGCUGCGUACGCAGCGGUUGUGUAUGCCAGAUCAACCGAUGAAGAAGCUGGUGGUGCUGCCAUGUAA
Messenger RNA from Ochlerotatus camptorhynchus, 1365 nucleotides. RefSeq lists its product as uncharacterized. NCBI's taxonomy places the organism in Eukaryota, Metazoa, Arthropoda, Insecta, Diptera, Culicidae. Bases 1 to 1365 code for a protein of 454 amino acids. The record is from RefSeq and is a predicted model, not a curated record. The transcript has a single exon.